This is a messenger RNA of Aspergillus puulaauensis, 177 nucleotides long. RefSeq lists its product as uncharacterized. Lineage: Eukaryota; Fungi; Ascomycota; Eurotiomycetes; Eurotiales; Aspergillaceae. The transcript has a single exon. The coding region runs from base 1 to 177 and encodes 58 amino acids. The record is from RefSeq and is a predicted model, not a curated record.
AUGAGCGCCGACCCUUUCAAUAUUCAACUGCUCACUUCUGAGCUCCAGGCGACCUUGAAAUGUGAUAUCCUGACUCCCGACUCUCCCGGGUACGCCGAGAGUAUUCUGAGGUGGAACGAUGCGGUUCCCAAUAAUGCUGUAAGAAUCAGUAACGAUUACAGCAAAGGUGCUCGCUAA